Messenger RNA from Durio zibethinus, 1094 nucleotides. The record is from RefSeq and is a predicted model, not a curated record. Lineage: Eukaryota; Viridiplantae; Streptophyta; Magnoliopsida; Malvales; Malvaceae.
UCUUACCACAAUUUUUUUUUUCUUUCUUGGAAAUCCAAUUUUGAACAUUAUUUUAUUUUCAAGGUAAGGGUUGGACUUGGACCCAUAUGGCCAUAGUCCGAACUAAGCAACUCCGGGUUCGGAUUUUUCUUGACCCACCCGCUUUCCAAAUUGCCGUUUUGCUCAUUGGGUUCUACUUCUCUUCAUUUUUGUACAAGCUGCGAAAGCAGAAGGCAAAGGAAAACGAAAAAAGGAAAGAAACUACAGCAAUCAUGUGGAGAAGAGCGUUGAUGGAGAGCAAAGCUUGCCAAUCAUGGCGGGUGAUAGCAACAAGAGGCGCAGCCACCGGAAGCGGCAAGCACGGCUCCAUGUCGGCAUCAACGGUGUCGGCGUCGGCGGCGGCGGUUGAUUCACUCUUGCUCCGUUCGCUCAAAGACCACUAUCUCGAAGUCUCCAAAAUGACUCCCCCUCCUAUUUCUAUGGUAAAUCUAAUGGGGUACAUUGAAGGGACUUCUGCUAGUAAAGUGAGCCCUCCUUCACCGUUUACUAUUAUCAAAGGUGGACUUGAUUCUAAUGGCCCUGUUCUCAAGCGAACCUAUGGCAAGGAGGAAAUUAACAUCUUUGUAAUGCGGCUGGCUAAUAUUAUUCGUGGUGAAGGUGAUGAUCCUGAGGAGGAUGGAAUUAAUCAGUUGUUCCUUCAUGUAGAUGUGUCAAAACCUGGACAGGAAGAAUCCUUACAGUUUCUAUGUGGAUUGUAUCCUGAUGCUCUUGGGAUCCACUCUGUUUCAAUGAGGCCAAAGCUUGACUCUUCAGAGGAUGUUGUGGUUCCAUCUAAAUAUAAUGGUCCUGUUUUCGAAGAUCUUGAUGAAAAUAUGAGGGAUGCACUUCAUAGUUUUAUCGAAGAACGAGGGGUGAAUGAGAGUCUCUUUCCGUUUUUACAAGCAUGGCUCUAUGUGAAGGAUCACCGAAAUUUGUUGCGUUGGUUCAAGUCGGUAGGCACAUUCAUUACUGAAAAAAAUUCAGUUAAUGAUACAAAACAUUGAUGAGGUGAUUUUAUGAAAAGAGUUAUCUAUCUUCUCCAAAUGGUAGAUUAAUCUUUGAGGAUCAAUGAAUAU